Molecule: messenger RNA, 21668 nt
Organism: Mirounga angustirostris (Northern elephant seal)
Lineage: Eukaryota; Metazoa; Chordata; Mammalia; Carnivora; Phocidae
Gene: KIF25
Product: kinesin family member 25
Exons: 17
Coding region: 1439-2758 (439 amino acids)
Biological process (GO): microtubule-based movement
Cellular component (GO): microtubule cytoskeleton
Molecular function (GO): ATP binding; microtubule motor activity; microtubule binding
Source: RefSeq, a predicted model, not a curated record
GAGCUGGAGAAGCAGAAGAGGAAGAUGCUUCACAAUCGUUUGGUGGAGCUGAAAGGGAACAUCAGAGUUCACUGUCGGAUCCGUCCUCCGUUGCCUUUCGACAAGGAGUUUGAUGAUCUAACCUCACAGGACGGGGACUAUGGAAUAAAGCAGGGGCGUGAGAGAAAACGUUUCCAGAGGACGUGAAAAGGAAGGAGGAGAGGGGAAACUGAGGAACGGGGAGAAAAUCAGAGACGUUGAUACAAGAGCUCGGUGCCUGCAGGAGUGGUCCAUGCCAUUGAUGACGAGGAAAAAAAAAGCCCAGUCAGAAUGUGCGACACUUCGCAGGACGACUGACCCGACUUCUCUGAGAAAUCGGGAACACCAAGAAGGGAGACAGGACCAGAAGGAGAGACGCACCAGGCUUGUGAUCACAGCACCUGAACAAGCCAGCUGUAAGCCACACGUUCUGGGGACAGCCAGAGAAACUGGAAUACGUAUGGGGUCAUGUUAACUUCAGACAGUGAGAUUAGUAACGUAUGGUGGGCAUGCGGAGAAAAGAGUCCUCAUGGGUUGAAUCCAGUGAUGAUGCUGUCCGAUAUUUUAUUUAAAAUAUGCCAGAGAACUGGCAGGUGAGUUGAGCACGUGUGUAAAACCAGAUGGACCAUGUGUCAGCGAGGCUGGGGGACGGCCCGUUAUCCUAUUGCCCCCUGUUUUGUGCGUGUUUGAGAGUCUCCAUCAAUGAAAGUUAAAAAUCUGCUGGGCUUCUGCGUCCAAGCAGCGUGUCCUGACCGUGGCGGCAUGAGCGUAGGAAGCACGUGGGAUGUGAACUCUCAGUGGCCUCUAGACGUGGGCCGUGUGGAGGCUGCACAUGGCUGCCCCCCACCUCACCACCGCCACAAGGUGGGCCGUUGGCAUGCGUCCUGUGCUGGUCGCCUGCUGUAACCUGCAAGGACUCUUCAGUCUGCGGAUUGACGGCUUCGUUUUCUACAGAGAGGUCCGGGGAACGGCUGGAGCCCUGUUAAACACCCCGACGGGCGACGGAAAUGCCUUGUCCUUUCCGUGGGGUUUACCUGGUCCUCGCAGGGUGGCUGGCACCCUCUGCUGCAGCUUCUGGAGGAAGCGGAGACGUGCGGACUCGCCGCAGGAACUCUGGCGUCUGCCCCCCGGGAACGCCCCAGCUCUGCUGAGAUGAGGUGGUAACUCCGUCCACUCGGUUUCUAAUGCCCGAAAUGGAGUCACCAUCGACUCUCACCCUAUCAGCGCUCAGCAGAUCCUGGUUCUGCAGGAAUCCCCUCCCUGGGUCUCACUUACUCCAUUCCCAUCGUCUUUGCACUCAGGGCUGCGCUCCCCUCCCUGGAGCUUCUUCUUUGAUGAACGACGAAUUUGAUCUGAAGUUUAGAACUGUGGGCCCCUGAGGUGCCGCUGGGCCUGACUCCGCUGCCAACACGUUAUACAGAUGGAAACCAUCCUGGUGAAAUGUGAUCGGCCUGCUCACCCUUUGAUUAAUAAGACGUAUAAUUUCGAGAGAGUUUAUGGCCCAGCAGAAUCUCAGCAAGUGGUAUUUGGGGAUGUGUGCCCGCUGCUUACAUCUCUCUUAGAUGGGUACAACGUCUGCGUUCUGGCUUAUGGACAGACAGGAUGUGGCAAGAGCUACACCAUGUUGGGUCCACAUUCUAAGGAGGCACGCAUCCCCCCAUGGGGCCCGCACAGUGACCUCGGAAUCAUGCCCAGGGCUGCUGGAGAGCUCUUCAGGCUUAUUUCAGAAAACCCAUCAAAGAGCCUGAAGGUCGACGUGUCCAUAGUGGAAGUGUAUAAUAACGACAUUCUUGACCUUCUGGCCAAAGAGCGCCGCACGGAGGUGUCUGGGCCCAAGCGUGACGCGCCGACAAGCAAGGCAGCAAAGCGGGAGGUCUCUCCGCCAACCCGGCACCUCACCGGGAUCCCAUUAUCGCUGAAAGGGUUCACGGUGUUGUUGCACUUAGGGUGUGUCGUGCAUUUUUCAGUUUGCUUUAGAAAUUAUCUUUUUAAAAUCACAGUUGAAACAGACACGUUAAUUAACCUUUUAAAAUAUCUUGAUGACAAAUGUGUGACAGGUCCCAUCCUCAUAUUCCAGAUGAGGGAGCGAGCUUGGAGAAGUGGACUUCCCCACGGUCCCGCCAUUAAGCCCGUCCACAGUGCGGAGGACUUCAUCGCGCUCGCCGCCGGAAGCCUGCAGCUCAGGGCGCAGCUCGCCACCCAAGUGCACGCCCGUUCUUCUAGAUCCCACCUGAUAAUAACGGCCACUCUCACCGCAGCCUCCCCCUGCGACAGCCCCGCUGACCGGCAGUCACCUGGACCACCGCUCGAGGGGCGGCCAGCCUGGGGCAGAGUGUCGCCCGGGUCCCCGGGGGCCCAGCGACCCGCGGAACAGGUGCAUGCCAAGCUGCAGCUCGUGGACCUGGCGGGCAGCGAGUGUGUGGGUGUGUCUGGAGUGACAGGAUCGGCCCUGAGGGAGACUUCGUUCAUAAACCGGAGCCUGGCGGCCCUCGCGGACGUCCUGGGGGCCCUGUCGGAGCGCAGAGGCCACAUCCCAUACCGCAACAGCCAGCUCACCCACUUUCUCCAGGACGUUCUUGGAGGUGACGCAAAGCUCCUGGUGAUUCUGUGCGUGUCCCCCUGCCGGACGCACGUGGCAGAAACGCUGCGGUGCCUGGGGUUUGGGGCCCGGGUGAGGCAAGUGCAGCGAGGCCAAGCUGGAGGGGGCAGUGUAGCCCCCCGGAAACCCAGGAACCAGUGACACGCUGACCCGUCAUCAGGGAGCAGGAGACGCCCAGCAAGAAGCGGGGGGGACGGGGACAUGGCGGCCGAGCAGGAGCUGUGCUGUCUGCCGACCAGCAGGGAAGGUGCGCAGACCAGACGAUCCGGGGUCGGAGUGCAGUUCCAGAACCACAGCCCCGGGCUCUCGUGCCGGCCGCCUGACCCGGACACUUUCCUCAGCCCGUAAAGCCCCGUUCCCUCGUCUGUAAGACGCCGGGUGUGCUCAAACACGCCACCAAGAGCAGAUGUUUCAUGUUAUUGCUCCUCCUCGUAAUGACCCAUCGUCCCAAGCCGACGUCCCAGCGCUGGCCAUGACGCGUGACACGUGGCGGGCCACAGGCUCUCAGCGUGGGGGCCGUGCGUGGGAUCCAGGGGCCCCGGGAACUCGGAUGCGGUGCGAGCUCCCGCCCCGACCGGGGGCCGCGCGCAGAUGCGGUGUGCGUGUCUCGGUGUCAGCCCGGCAGCGCGGACUCCUUGGGUGGAAGCCGCUCCGAGCCGCGCCCACGGGCGUGCGGGCCUCACAGACCAACAGGACGCGUGGCCAUGCCCUCACCACACGUGCGGCUCUGGAAGUGAGGCUCAGACACAGGUCCCCGUUGAUGCUUCCGGAGCACAAGUGGCUUAAGUGUGAGGAAAACCCGUUCAGACCUCAGCCUGUUUUAUGUAAGAGUGAGCAAAAUGUGUUUUCUAGCGAUUAGCACGAACCCAGCAGGCCUGCUCCGUGCGUGUGUCUGCGGGGACGGUGUGCGUGGCCCUGAGGGAGGCAUGAGGACCCACGCCUGCCUCAGUCCCCCCGGGGUGCAUCCAGGGCCUCGCUCCUCACCGGCCUUCCCGUUCCUUCCCGCACCGCCCGGGACCCAGUUCCUGCCAGACUCCGGGACACGGGGUGCAAGGCUGGGCCCGCUGCAGGUCACGGGGCGGGGCGUCCCCCGCGGGAGAAGGACGCCACAGAGGGCGGGGUGGGGCCGGGUCAUGUAGACGAUGGGGAGGGUGACAGAUUGAUCGGCUGCUAGAGGACAGACCACGGUGAGCGCGCCUGGGCGUGUGCGCGCCCCAUGAGCGGGACGGAGACCGCAGCACGUGGACACAGUGUUCCAGUCCUGACACAAACGUUGUCAGCGGCACGGCUGCCGGGGACACGAUUUCCCAAAAAGCUGAAAACUCAGCAAAGUUACAGACAGAUCCGUUUUAGAGGCUCUGACACGGAGAGACUCCCCACCGCGGAGUCGGGUGACGGGGACAGAACCCACCCCUGUCCGUGAGGGCGGCCCCAGACCGGGUGUGCGCCCGGGAGCCCCUCCACACCAGCCUGUGCGGGACGCGUUGCUGCCAUCCCAAGGCAGGUAGGGGACCGCCAGGGCCGGCUGGAGAGUGACCACGCGGGUCCUCGGCCACUCAUUGGGGCGCGGCCCACUGCCCGCCGAGAACAGUCUUUCUUCCUUGCAUGUGCUGUGAGUGGCCACCUCUGCACCAUCCAUGCCCCCUGCAGCCCAGCGUCCUGUGCCCGCCGCCCCGGACGCCCCCUCAGGACGGUCCUGCGAGACGGUCACGGGCCUCUGGAAGCUGAGGCAGUUACGGCCGACAGGGCAGGGACAGGGCAUUUGGGGCAGGCGGAAAGCGUGCACACAGGAUGCGUGCUCAGGGCCCCUGUCUGCAUGUGGCCAUGGCUGUGGCCGUGUGAGCCCCCAGGCCUCGGGGUGGCCGAGCGCCAGCCUCAGAGCCGCCGCUCCGCGUUGGCGUGAUGACCGUGCAAGCCUCGCCUCCGACUGGGCGUGUUUGGCAGAGGCGGAGAACACUUCAUCGUGGGGGAAGUGGGAACUGAGCUCGGCCUCGCGGCCCCUGUCACCGUCGGGACGCCAGAGCGCGUCCCAGGGCUUCAGGGCCUCACGGAUUCCCGGACCUCCCCUGCCGCCCGCGCACAGCCUGCCUCUGUCUCGGCCGCCCCCGGGGCCUGUGUCUCCCAGAGGUGGGGGCCCGCGUGUGGAGGAGGGGGGGCACGUGGAGCCUGUGGCCUUUGGCCCCAUCGCUGGCACGCAGAGAGGCCCUGCCCCACGUGCCCUGACAACACGGGGCGCUCUGGGAAGGUGCCUCCCAGCCCUGCCCCUCCCGUCACCGGCCGAGCGGCCCACCUGUGCCCCCCACAUCCUCCUGCCCCCCGGCUCCCUUCUCCUGGCUGCCCCUGCCCUGGGACAGAGCGGCCCGACCUUCCUCAGACACAGUUCAAGCCACUGUGCCGAGGACGCGCUGUCGCGCGCUCCUGGGUCCGCGUGCACAGGUACCCCCGCGCCCCUCGGGGCUUGCCUCCCGCAUCCUUGGGGCUGGCUCGGUGCCCCCACCCCCCAGGGUAUUUCGGGGAUACUGAACAGCCAGCACCAGUCGCAUCCCCCCUCAAUGCGCAUUUUCCGCUUGCGCGGUGGCCUCAACCCUUGGCCCUGAGCCACUGGGUCCGGGGCAACAGUGUAGGAAGGCCCGGGGCUGCAGGGAGCAAGGGCCGCGGGCGUCAGCGGGCAGGGUCUGCGGCACACUGUCUGGGAGCAGCCGCUGAGGCUGAGGGUGAGCGCGGGGCCAGGGCGGGUACAGCCGGGGGUCUCCUGCGGGAGACAGCGAGGCGACCCAUUGCUGUGAGGUAAGUACUUGGAUAAAAGAGCAUCCGGUCCGAACUUUUAAAAAGUGUGAGGAGUACAAAGGGUCCCGAGACCCCAGGGCCCCUCCCCCGCCCCUGCACUGAACCCCAGGCUGAAUUCGGGGUGAGGCCCCUGGCGCUCUUCCGCCUCCCAGCAGGCCCGCCUUGGCCUUCCUUCGCCACGUCCUGGAAGCCACUCUGUCCCCGCCCGGGGAGGCGGUAACCUGUGAACCACUGCCCUCCCAAACCCGACCCGCGUGCCCCUUGGGGCAAGGGAGCCAACCCUUUCUGGCGAGUCAGUGGGUUUUAACCACUUACGGUUAAAAACAUCUUCAUUCUGCAAAUUUUAGAAAACCACAUAGUCACGUGCGGAUGGGGCCCAAGGCCGAAACUGAUGGGCCUCGUGGUCCCCCUGCUCCCCUCCUGGAGCCCUUGGCCACUGUGCCCGGGGCCUGGCUCCUCUCUAAGAGCCCCAGGUCCCCUGGACGGACGCCCUGGUCCCCGGGAGUCAACCCUCUCUUCUCCUCUGCCGAGCCUCCAAGCCCACGCAGCGGCUCUGGGGCGGCCGGCCACGGAGUGAGUAGGCUUUUCUGCAGAAAGGACGUCCUGUGCUCUAGAUUCUGUCUCCCAAGGAGGUGGGCCUAGGUGACCCAAGGGCCACAGGGCAGAGUUCACCAAACCAAAGUGAAGGUUAGACAUGCCCUCUAGACUCCUGGGUCCAUGACUUCAAUGGGCUGUGGGUCCCCGAGGGCCACAAGCCCCUUGCACUGGCAGCCGGCCCAAACAGAACUGCCCCAGGUCCACUUGUGACGUCCUGCAUCCCAGCAGGGUGGCAGCCAUGCUCCCCAGCGCGCACCCGACUCCCCCGGCCUCACCCCAGGGCAGGAGGGGUCGCAGCGAGACCAGGCAGUUGGCCCAGGGAACUGCAACAAAACAGCCCUCGGGGUUUCUGUGACUCUAGACCUGGUGACUCGGCCUCUGGCCUCCAUCCAAACCUGGCCCAGGCCUGGCCUCCACUUUCCUGAGCCAUCUGCCCACUCCUGGGGCCCGGAGGGAACCUGGGUGGGCUUCCUUUCAGCCCCGCGGCUGUGGUGCAGGACCCUGUUCCCCUGGCCCACCACACCCCUGGGGGCCACACGACCCUCCCCACUGGUGGUCACCAUGGUCUCAGAGUGUAGAUGAGUCAGCCUACUUAGCAGCCCCACGCCAGCCCUGACCUGUGUCUUCUCACAAACCAUGCGUCCCUACUAGUUAAGACCCAUUUUCCAGGAAAACAUCUGUUUUGCCUGAAAGAAAAAGUCCUAAUCUGCACAAAGGAGAAGCUAGUAUUUCUGACUUUCCGGCCACUCUUGCCUCCGCCGUGUGUGUCAGGCUUUCACUUUUUCUGGGUGGGCAGGAGUGGGGAGGGCUGGAGAUCACUUGCCCCGGGCCCCUCUUGGCCUCUAAUUGUGCUCCCCGCUCACCCAGCAACCCAAGAUUACCCGGUGGUUAACAGACACUUGGCAUAAUUUUCCUUGUCUGUCCAUGGGGCCUGGAGGAAGGAUAGAAAUAGGAGCCCCUCCCAGGUUCUGGUGGUUUCUCGGGGUCAGCCAGCGGUCCCUGCUGCCCCAUCUGCCAAGGACACAGGGCAGGGCCCUGGCCUCCCUCUGGCCCCGGCCAUCCUCAAGUUACGGAUGGGUGGGAUCAGGGGUGAUGGAAGACGGAGUCUGGGUGUGAGCCCCGACUUGCACCAAGAGGAGCUGGUCAGAACCACAUGGCCCUGAGCACGCCAGGCUGGUCCUGCCCAGGCCCGCCCCCCACAUGCCCACCCUCCCGGCCCCCCCCCCCCCCCCCCGCCCCGGGCCUGGGGCGGCGCUGGGCAGAGGCUCACGGCGUGUGUCCAGCGCCCUCUUGUGGCAGCUGGGGAGAGGUGCGGCGUCCCCCAGGGCCGGCCGCCAAGCCCUGUCCAUUCACCACGUCCGCUCACCCUCGUGUGUGCACGCGUGGGCCUGUGUGCGGGGGCCGGCCCCGCAGGCUCAUUUCUGCCCCACCCAACACCUUCUUUGCGCAGUAGCCAGUCAGUCCGUGGGGCUGAGCUCUCGUGCCCACGUUUUCUUUGUAGGAAAAUAAUCCCCAUAGACCUCAGGUCAGAGCAAACACAACCCCAUUUGUUACUAUGGCGACUGGUGUUAGUACGACUUUGGAAAAUCACGGGAAGCAGGAGCCCCAGACGGCUCUGGACGCCCUCCUCCCAUCCUUCAGGCCCCGACCUCCUGCUGCCUGGCUCAGGGGCCCUCCCUCAGACUUCUCUCUUGUGGCCGCUAGGCUGGGUGCCCUCGGUAGCCCGGGGCCCGGGUACUUCCUGCACAGGGACCAGACGGGCAGCCAGCAAGCCUGCCCCACCACCCUGACCCCGGCCGGCACCUGCCUAGGGCUGGCCCGUGACGUCGUCUACAGGGAGCCUGGGUGCCCACAGGGACCCCUGCUAUCCGGCCCCGCCCCGUCCAUCCCCCACGGCAGAACUGCCCCUUCGGCAACUCCAGGCCACAGAGGAGGGGGUAGAGCAGCCCUGCUUCUCUCCGAGGAGCACACUUGGUAAAUAUGAGCUCAGGGGGCAUGAGUGGCCCCCCACGGUCCCGUCCGGGCGGUACCACCAGGCGGCACGCAGGAGAAGCCCUCAGCCUCCUGGCCCGCCCAGCGCAGGCUGGUUCAAGCGUCCGAGGCAGGUGUGGAUUUAGGUCUUUAUUACACGUGCGCGCUGUGUACAAACACAAGAUGUGCUUUCACAGAAAGGAUCAGGAAGCCCAGCCCGGGCAGCGUCAACCUCGCUGUGCGUGUGUGCACAUGCGUGCCCACACCCCCACGCGUGCACACGCGCACGCCCCCACACGCGUGCACAUGCGUGCACACGCACACACACGCAUGCGCCCCCCACACGUGCACACACGCUCACGCACACACACGCACACAGCGGCUCACAAGCUCCGCCCUGCCUCUCCAAAUGAGCCUGAGCUGAGCUCCCGCGCCCAGGUGGCCUUCCCAGCGCGAGCACGAGACACGGGGAGCUGUCCCGGCCACAGGGCUGUGUGGCGGGGGGCCCCCCAUCACCCGCGGAGUACUCGGGACCACCAGACAGGCACAAGUCCGUCCAUCUAGAUCAAGGGGCAGCAGGUGUGCGGGUGCGGAUCCUGUGCAGGGGAGAGGCCAGAGGGGCCCAGGUAGAAUGAGCCGGACCACAACCGGAUGUCCAUUGAGAGCCUCAGGCUCGGGGCUUGUUACGACCGUCUCAUAUCCCACCUGCUCCAGAGCAGCCUCUCUCAGGGUCUCUGGAAGGGAUGCAGGGGCCCAGCUCGGGUUAGGAGGCAGUGACAUCAGCACAAGCCCUGCUCUUCCACCUGGGGGCACAGGCGCUAGUCUGCUAACAAGCACCCCGUGCACCGGCGGGCUCAGCCCAGCGACCCUGCACCAUCCAGAUGGCGGCCGGCUCCAGGAAGGCCACCUGCAAGCAGGGCCUGGAGGUGGGUGGGGGCAGCGUGCCUCGGCCCUAGGGAAGCCACCCUGCCUUUGCAAGGAAAGCACAGCCAUUAAUCACGGGGAGUCCUCCCAGCUGUAGCUGCAGCCGCAGCGCUCCUGAGCCACGCGGUCCAACCGCAAGCUGGCCGCUGGGGCCGUGCACCUGCCAGCACAUGCUGCCUGCUCCCUGGCCUCUGAGUGCACCGAUGUACAGCCCUGAGUGAAGGUCAGCUGUCCCUCAAAAGCACACUUUCCCAGAACUUGCUACCGCGUGUAAAACCACCGGGCUGUUAAGGUGGUGUGAAGCUGGGAAGAACCUCUCCAACCCCAGAUGUGGAGGAUGGGUCAGGUGCAGAGCGUGGGGCUGGGGCUGGUCCCUGCUCCGCCCCAUCUCACCUGCAGUCUUCUGAGCCCUAACGGUGACCAGCGCUGUCCCAGGCCAGGAGCCCUGGCUGCUCCCGUGUGACCUGUGAUGGGAAACGACCGGAACACGGGCUCUGUCUUGGGGCGCAGAGUGAGGAAUAUUCAGAAUCUAGAUCGCGGCUUCACUGGUUGGCCUAGUUGCCUCUCUGGCCUUACGGGCUCCACAGGGACCAGGAGUCCAGAUGAUCCUGCGGCUCCAGCCAUGGUGCUUCCCGUGGUGUCCGCACCCUGUGGGUGGCGGACACGUCUAGACACGUCUGGGGCGAAAGCUGGGCCCACAACUCACAGAGAGGGAUUGCAAACAGAGUGGUCUAGCGGAAGCCGGUGGCCAAUGCAAUGACAAGUGACCAUGCCCUGGGUCAAAGACUCCCAGAAGGCUGUGCACUUAGCCCGACCAUCCAUCAGGGUCAGUGCGGAGAGAACCCGAAGGGAAUAGCUAACAUAUCUUCCUUCCCAGAACAGAUGGGGCGGUGCUACCCGAGGGGCCAGCACGGUCCGCCCCUCAAGCCUGAAGACUGCAUGGUCAAGAAGACUUGACUUCUACCUCCUGGUGACCCAGAUGGAUGGAGCUGGGACCCGUCAUUGUUGGCACGAGAGUGGGACCUGCUCAUCCCCUCCAGGCCUGACAUGAGAACCUGCUCCACACACUGACAGGUGAACGCACAGGGGGAAGGGGCUGGGGCGGGGGGCGGACCUCGGUCAGCCAGGCGGUGGCAGGAGCCUCAGGAGCAGGAGGGGUGAGGGCCAGAGGCCGUCCUGAUGUGGGAGGCUGCUGAGGUGUGGAUGAGGUGUGGGCGCGGUCCUGCUGGGUAGACAGAGCCCCAUGUGGACGGGACUUGCCGUGCGGAUGAGCCAUGCUGUGUAGAUGCAGCCAAGCUGUGUAGACGGAGCCCGGGGCGGACGAGCCGUGUCUUGUGGAUGCAGCCGUGCCGGGUGGACAGGCUGUGCGGCGUGGAUGAGCCCCAAGUGGGCAGAGCCACAUCUGCAGUUGUCCCCACCACAGACUCCUCUGGGGCUGGUCGCCCCUGCUCACUGCAGAGGUUCCCGGCGGAGCGUGGUCCCGGCUGCCGUGGUGUGGGCCUGCCUCUGGUAGGGGGUAGUGUGCGUGCAUUCUGCCUCUCCACCUCCAGCCACCCCCGCAAUUCUGUCCUCCCUGAGCACGCACACCAGCACCCCUAGCUGGGGAUGUCCACACGACCCCUUCUGCCUCUGGCCCCCAGAGUCCCUCAUCCGGAGGCUCCCGCCUUGCCCUGUCCUCACUGCACCCUGCUGGGCCCACUGUCUACACGGCCCCCUUCUCCUGUCCCCCCCGUGCCCCCGAGGCCACAAGCUCUGUGGGCAGGAGUGGGGCAUAGGCCGUGGCCCCCCUGUCCUCAGCCAGGACAGCUCAGGGAGGGAGCGGCUCCUUCUGCGUGGGCUCCUCCCUCCCUCUCCUAUCCUGGAGGUGACUCCUACAGCUGGUGCCUGGGUCCCCUCUGGGGCCCUGAUGCAGAGCCCACCCCAUCCCGAGGGGCUGCUGGAUGGGGGGCUCACAGCCCUGGGCUGUUUUCUUCCUUUGAACUGGUCGGACUUGGUUACUAUUGGAUAGAUUUUAGGAAUAAGAUCUGGAAGCAUCCUCGGAAGUCAAGAACAGCUUCCCACCCCCAUUUCCUGGGUGAGGAAGCCUGUCCGGUGCUGGGGCUCAGAGGCGCUGCCCCGGGUCCUGUCCAGGUGGGGGCCCAGCUAGCCCCCACUACUUUGCAUCCCGCAGGGUGAGUUCACCGCUGCAGAGGGGCCACGUGGGGCCGGUGGAUACAGGCUGUCUCGUCGCCCUUUUGGGGGUACGUCCUGUCUGCCGUCUCUGGGCCGUGAGCCCCCAGCUGCACUGGGAGCUGACCCUGCCCAGGCACUGUGGCUUCUCUCCCCCUCCUUGGUCUAGCUUCGUCCCUCUCUGGGAGUCACAUCAGAGCCUAAUAUUCUCUCUGUCCAGGGCACCACCCCCAGGUCAGGCCCAGCAAGGCGGGGAACCCCCAGCCCAUAACCAUUGGCCGCCGCCGCCGUCCGCAUGGGGCACGUGGUGGGACGACCCUGGUGCGCUCGGGUCACCCCGGCCGAGCCCUGACGCUCGCACCCUCGGCCACAGGACAGGGCAGGGAAGGGCGGGCUGCAGCAGGGGGCUGGAAGAGCAGGCGCGCGGUCGGCAGCCCUGCCACAGGUUCUUAGCACGCUCUCCCUGCACGCCUCCUCCCUGCGCACAAACACUAGGCAGCUGAACCCCGCCGCCUCAGCUGGGCACCGAGGGCUUAAAGGGUCGCUGUGAUGUGCGGCGGGGGCGGGAGGCCCGGGGGAGCUGUGCGGACAGACAGACACACAGACAGGCUGAGCCUUGGAGCUCCGAGCUCCCUCCCACCCCUCACCCUUCAACCCCCGUUAGUUACUGGGACAGAAGUGCCUGUGAUUUCCUUGUCUGUCUGUCUGCCGGGUGGCUCAUUCCCAGCCCUCGCGUGGUGAUGGUAAAAAGCAGACUGGCUUUCCGUGCACUUUCUUGUUGUUUCUGCAUCCUGCUGCUUGUGCCAGAGCAGACCCUCUGCCGCCUCUGGGGCCCCAGACGUCCCGGAGGGCACCUGGCAGGCAGAGGGGGGCAACUCUGCUUUAGACCAAGGUGCCGCUGGGGUCCGGUGUGGGAGCAGGGGUCUGCCACUGGAGGAGGAGAAGACCUCACACAGCUGGAGCCCGGGCGGGCGGCGGGCAGUGCUGGCCGGGGCCACAGCCCUCGGCAGGGGCCCUUCGUCAUUUAUUCAGGGGACCUGUGCUGAGCCCACUGACGGGCGGCCAGAGGUGCCGUUGUCCUCACUGAGAAGAGAAGCAAAGGCAACUGCCUCCUCAGCAAUGACGUUCCAUCCCUCCAGCUGCUUGGGACACAAAACUGGGGGUCACCUUUCUUUCUCCCCUCGACCCCAAGUCCAGACAGUAGCAAAUCCUGAUGGUUUUCCCUUCGAAACACCCCCUCACCUACCUGCCCACGUAUCCCCGUCCACCCCCUGCUCCACACCUCUCUCGUCUCGCCCCCUGGACUCUGACAAUGGGCUCCCAGAGUCUCCGCUUCCAGACUUGCCCACCAUACCCAACACCUCAGCCUCCAGAAUCUUGCUGAUCAGGGGGCAAAUCACCACACUCCUGCCCAAAGUCCAAAAAUGACUCUCACCUCCCUCAAAGAAGCCAGAGCCUGAAAGUUAACUCCAAGGGCUGGCCCUGUUUGCUCUCUGGCCUCCCUGCCUUCCUGCCCCAGGACCUUUGCAUGUGCUGUUCUUCUGCAUGGAAGGCUCUGUCCUGUACAUCUGCCUGGCUUUCAGAAAUCAGCUCACAUGUCUCCUUGUUGGGGAGGCCCGUCCUGACUCCCAGCGCACACUGUCCUUCACAGCUGAGCGUAACUAGACACGUUUUUCUAUUGUCUCUCUCCCCCCGCUGGAAGGAAGCUCCCUAAAGUCUGAUUCACUGCUGCAGCCCCACUGUAUGUACUCAACAAAUAUGUGUUGGGCUAAAAAAAAAAAAAGCCACUACCUGCCUAAAAUAUUUGCCAAUUUGAUUCAGUGAUCCUCUUAGGUGGGCUAUUGAUGCCAUUGUGCAGAUUUGCAAACUGAGGCUCACAGACUGGCUCUGGAAUCCAGGCCUUGGGCUUCCACCCAUGGCUUUCCUACCAAUUUCACUUCUGGCCUGCUUGCUGGAACGCAGUGUUGUCAAGAGGCCCUUUCUUGCCUGGUCUGCCAACUCCCACAGGCCCCAGAGGGAGCUGCAGCUUCUCCCAGGCGCGGGUGGGGUCCCUGGGUCCAUCUCUUCAUUGCCUUGGGCUCAGUAGGAAAAAGGUGUCCUGUGAACUACAAGGUGUUGUCAUCACUGAUGUGUGCUGCCAACUUUCCAAGGACUUGAUGGAAGAAGACUAAGGACAUCGCAAGUCUUUCCUGGUUAUUAAGACAACUUCUCAGAAACUAAUACGUUAUCGCAAAGCCACACACCCGACAUCAGAGCUGCGGGGUGGCAGAGACCCUGGGGCAAGCGGCCUGGAGGCCCAGUGCUUCCAGACUCAUCACCAUGUUUCUGUUAACCCCCAACACGCAAUGGGACUGCGAUGGCUCUCCUCGUGUCUUGCUGAUUACCUGCCUUGCUCACUGACCAGCUCCUCACAGCACAGUGCGUGUGUCCUGGCGGCUGUGUCCCCAUGGCCAUGACAAAGGUCUGAGCUAAAGUAAGUUCUCAGUAAUGACCCACUCAAUGGGUGGACACCUGGCCCAGGUAGAAGGCCACCACUAGGGUGGCCCCACGGCAGCUGUCCCAUGAGGCAGACCGGCCAAAGAAGAGACGAACAAAGGCAGCCUUGAUGUGUAUGGAGCACGCAGCAUCCAGUCCGGGAAGAUGGUUUUUAGGACCCAAAGCUGUUAGAACUCAAUAUCGCAGUCUUCACACGUGCUCCCCCACCUCAGAGCUCAUGGUCACAGUCAUCAUAUGUGCUCCUCCACCUCAGAGCUCAAGGUCAUGGUCAUGUGUUCUUCCACCUCAGAGCUCAAGGUCAUGGUCUUCACACGUGCUCCCCCACGUCAGAGCCCAAGGUCACGGUCAUCAUAUGUGUUCCCCCACCUCAGAACUCAAGGUCACAGUCAUACAUGCUCCCCCACCUCAGAGCUCAGGGUUGAGAUCAUCACUCAUGCACUUCUAGCCUGUCAACUGCAAUGAACCAACUCCAGGGUUUUCACUUGCUCAAGGUGGUAGCUGUAUCCCACAAAUGUCAACCAAGACAAACUCACAGUCUUUUCACAGAACCUCCGAUGAGGUUCUUAGAUCUUUGCAGCAAACAAACAUGGGAUUUCGAGGCUGAGUCUUUGGAACUCUUUAGAGACUCUGCAUUUGUUUGGAGUAAAAUGAAUGUAAUCUAGACCUCCAUGGUUAGACUCUCUGAACAGCCACCUGGAGAGCUGCUUCAUAACGAUCCAGAACCUUCUGCUCCUCACUUAGGAAACUGAGUUCAGGUGCAAGUAAACCGCAACUGAAGAGGCAAACAAACCCCUUUUGUUAGAGGGUAAAAUGAAAAGGUUUUUGGCUUCGUUGUGUUUCCAGUCCCAUCUGUCGAGCAGCAUGGUGCUGCGUCGUCAUGGUAAACAGCAAUCCUCGGUGCCUGCUGUUCAGCCGGGUCCCUCUUAAGAGAUGCAUGUGUUGUACAGAUGACCCGGGUCCCCACCAGCCACUCUUUGGCAGGUGGCCUUGGAGAGUUAGCUUUCCCAGGCUGGCGGCCAGGAGCCCCCUGCCCCCUUCUCAGCUGCGGUUUCACCGCCAGAGAGCCUGGCUAACUUUCCCAAAUGCCUUCAUAUACACAGUCCCAUGAGACUGACCUGGAGGGAACCAAGUCCAACAGGGAUAGGAGAAUGGCUCAAGAACAGAUCAAUGAGGCUAGAAGCAAACUACGGGGUGGUGCUACUUCUACCCUGUCCGGUGUCCUCCCAGGCCUGAUGCAUUCCCGGGGCCUCCAGACCACAGCUGCCCUGGGGCAGACCUUCCAGCCUACAGCUGCAAAGAUCACUCCCGUGAUCCCACAGAGAAUGAGCAGAGGAGUCUGAUGCAAGGGGACAGUGCCUGGGUGUUCUGGAUUUACAAACCAGGGUCAAAACCACAGAUAAGGAAACGGAGCAGCAGAGAAUGUGUCCCUUCAGCCCCCAUGAGACCAAGUGUUCACACACCAGGCAGAACACCAGCACAGGGCCACCCGCUGCCCAGGUCAGUCCCUCCCCGGCGCCUGCGGAUUCUUGGAAGGGACAUCUUUGGGGGCAGCACUGUCCUCUGCUUGCUGCCCAGCUUUUGAAAAGCUAGCUCCCUGCUGGGCACUGGCACUGAGUCACGGAAGAGAAACUGUAAACUGGGCUUUCUAGAAGUCAGGGGCUCACACUUGGGACAGCCUGGUAUGGAAGGAAUGCUGAACCAGUGGUCAGCCUGGCCCAAGCUCAAAGCCACGUCUCCGUCCUUCCCAGUGAGCGUGGACAGAGCAAGUCCAUGGCACAGGCAGGCUGGCAAUAAGGAGGGCACCCCCCAGCACGUCCCUGGGCUCUGACACCAGGAUGCCCUGAUCCACCUUCCUCUGCGGAGAAAGCGUGUGUGGCUCAGCAAGCCCAGACAGAGCCCCCUCCCCCCGUGGAAGCAACCUGGGCCUGGCCGUGUGUCUGUUCUGACCCUCGUGACAGACUCACAGCCAUGGUCCAUGCCCAGUGACCCCGCAGACAAGGAAAACAGCCCUGACGCGAGCCCUCUGUAUUUCCAGCAUCUUCAGAGAGACUACUGAUCCAAAUUGUUGCUGAUGGCAAAGAAGAACAACUUAAAAUAUAUACGAACUUCAAGAAGUGAUACAAAGCUAAUGUUUUAAACAUGCACCCAUAGCACCAUUCAUGAAAUGCUGCUAGUUUCAGCAACAAAGUCUGCCCUGGCGUGGCCUGGCAGGCAUGGCCAUGUUCCUCAAGUCGCUCUGAUCCUGUUUCCCAGGGUGCAGAGCUGGUUUCUUUCUUUCUUUCUUUCUUUCUUUUUUUUUUUAAGAUUUUAUUUAUUUAUUUGGGAGAGAGAGGGUGUGAGAGAGAGAAAGAGAAAGAGCAGGAGCAGAGGGAGGAUUAGAGGGAGAAGCAGGCUUCCUGCUGAGCAGGGAGCCCAAUGUGGGGCUCGAUCCCAGGACCCUGGGACCAUGACCUGAGCCGAGGGCAGACUCCCAAUCGACUGAGCCACCCAGGCGCCCACAGAGCUGGUUUCUGCCAACACUGGAUGUUUUCCGAGGACCCUCCACGUCCUGGCACAAAUGCCCGCUGGGAGCCUGGCUCAGGUCCAGCACCAACAUGCGCAUCCUCUCUUUCUCAAGGAACUCAGGGAGAACAGUGUCAGCAAACUCUCAGAGUGACAGAGGUCAGCCCAUUAAGGUGCAUGUGGGUGAAGGGACGCUGGCCUCUGGAAGGCAGGUGGCCCGAGGAUCGACCCAGGCCUGAGGCGGGAGGGAGGAGGGGGAGAGGGGGUCCAGGGGCCAGUGGAGCCUGGGGGAGCACGGGAGCACCUCUUACCAGGGACUGGUUUACCCAGUUCACUAGCUGGUCACCUGGCAAGACCCCUGGGAGUGGAGCAGGCUCGGGGAAGAGGGGCAGAUGCUGGGGUGGGGGCUGCAGGUUGGCCUGACCAUGGGGCUGGGCUGCAGGGGGCCAGCUGGCUGUGCAGCCUGGGGAGGGGAGGGCCCUGGGCUGGCCCUGGGCUGGGGCCAGGUGCCGUGGGUGGGAGGCUAUUGCCUUCAAGGCUCCUAGACUUUGCUUAUCCCCUUUCUCAGGGGACAGAGUCCCCUGGGGGUGGGGCUCUGCUCCGGUCAAGGACCCAGAUUCUGGUGAGAGGGGCGUUUGCUGCCCAUCCGCACCCUCUGCUGGAGGGCGGACACCCCAACUUCUGAUCUUUGACUCGCUCAUUCAGAAGCACACUUGGUUGCUGCCCUGGGGCCCUCAAGUCCCUGGGCAGAGGAUGAUUCAGGGCAUGUCCAUGUAAGCAGUGACCCUCCCAUGCCCAAGGUGGGGUGGGGCAGGAAACUUCCCCAGAGAGUAGAGGCUCCUCACACAGGGGGACCCCCAAACGGUCUCAGGUCCUACUGUGUGGACCAGACGACUGGUUUCUGAUUCUACUGUAAUCCUGCAAGGCUGCGGGAGGCUGGGGACGAGGUGCGGGGAUACUGGGCAAGCUGCCCGGAGUCCCACCGAGUCACGCCCUGCGUGCUGAGCCCCGGAGUGCCUGGCUGCGUUCCAGCGGCUGUUCCGACGUGCUUGAUGGCAGCCCUAGUGGAAGAGGUUGUACGGUGCUCUGGAGCACACACACCUGUGUGCAGACCGCUGCAGGACCGGUGAGGCCACCAGCUUCCCCUCACCCUGUCCCACGCCCUCACCAGGGGCUCCUGGGCCACUGAGCGCUGGGACCUGCAGUGGUGCGCGGGGGGGCUCUUCAGGAGGGCCUGAUCCACGAGCUGGACGCAUUUGGAGGCCCCAUCCCGCUCCCCUGCCCGGUGGGAGAUGUUCCAAGGACUCAGCCUGGGGAGAGUGGGUGCUGUUGAGACCACCUGGACAGUAGACGUGACUGAACCCCGUGAAGGCUUCUAUAUAAACUUCUAAGAUCCUGGCAGGCAGGCGCAGGGAGCUUUGCGUGUCGAGGUCGCCCACGACAAGCCUUGUCCGUAAAUUCCCUUGCUUGUUAAGACAGCCACCUGCCAGUCUGGAGGCGCCUGCCUCUUUCUUCAGUUGCUCUUGGCCCUCUGUAUAUGGGGCCCCGUUUUGAAUUUCACCCAGGAAGCUCCCGGGGUUUCAAACCAACAAAUGGCAAAGCAUGGAUGCAGACAUAGUGAAUGUGCUCCAUUAAAUUCUUGCCCCUGUUUUCAGAGGGUGAGCAGAGCAUGGUGGGAACCUUUAUUUAUCAGGGCUCAUAGCCACAGAUGUUGGUUAGCCUCCCCUGGCACCUGAAGGGGGCCGGCAGGGCUGUGCCCAGUGGUGAAACCAUGCAGAGCCUUGCCCUGCAGAGCCCCGGGGACUGUCAGCUUAUAUGUCCACUCUGCCAGGCCACAGUGCCCAGGGCGUGGUCAAACAUCACCUGAAUGCCGCUGUGAAGGUGUUUUUAGGUGCGAUUAAUCUCGAUGUGAGCAGACUCUGAGCCUCCUCCAUCAUGUGUGGGCCACAUCCAAUCAGUUGAAGGUGUCAAAAGAAAAGUCUGAGGGCCGCCAAGGAGGGGUUCUCCUCCGAGGGCCUCCGGCUGCGAGCGGCAGCCUCAGCUCUACCUGCGUCUCCAGCCCCACAAGCCCGUGAGCGAAAUGCUGCAAACCUCCCGUCUCCCCCAGUCUCCCCUGCACGUACAUCCUGUGGGUUCCAUCUCCAUUUCAUGGAGAACGCUGACUACUACUUCCCAGAUCCCACACCCACUUUCCUCAUCUACACACGCGGUCUGGAGGGCAAGGCCCCCGGCGCAGCGCGUGGGAGCUGCCUGCGUCCUCCUACGCUUGUCCUGGACCCCGGGGCCCAGCUGCCCUGUCUGCUCGGCUGCCCCGGGAUGCCUUUUCCUUCCCUUCUCUCCCCACUGGCCAUGCACCUGCUGCCGGAAGGCCACUGCUCCCGUCACUCUGACGCUUUCCUCUGUUCCUCUGUCCACCUGUGGUCCCUUGCUGGGGCCCCCGGGGCAGCCUGCUCACCCUGACAGCCUCCAUCCUCCCUUCGCCUCUCCACACAGGGGCCUGGGCAUCCGGACACUAUGAUGGGACAACAUGAGGGCCCCACUGUCCCUCGGCCCCUCUAACCCUGGCCGUGGUGGGCCGCCCUCCCCUUCCCCCCUGCCCUCCCCCUGCCCUCUCCUGGUCUGGAAUUCCCCAAGCCCCCCACCAGGACCUUCAGUCCCAGCAUCCCUCCACCUGCAAAAUGCUACCUCAGACCCCGGCUCCUUCCCACCACCUGCCCCGACCCCGAGACGCCCGGGCUGAUGGCCACACAGACCGUUCUGCCAUCGAAUCUGUGGGUGUCCUCACGCUGUGACCCUUGCCUCUCGGGGCAGGUCCCCAGGGCCCUGCAGACGUGCGAGACCAGCAAUGCCGAGGUGCUCUCCUCAGAGCACCAGCCCCACCGUGGCACCACCUUUCCCUGUGACGCAGUGAGGGUCUCUGUCUGGGGCUUCCUGGAUGGGAGCAGAGUGGAGGCCUGUGUGUCCUGCCAUCAGCCUGACUCAGAGCACACAGCAGGUGCCCCACGGACAGUUGGUCAAAGAAAGAACCGAUUCCAGUGAUUUCAACAGUGCCUCCCUCACCCCCCAUUAAGCCUCUUCCUGGGGGCCACGCGGCAGUCCCAGCCAGGCCAGCAGGCAAGGGCAACCUAGGAGAACAGGGCCUGUCCCCGGUGGCCUCGAGCUGGCGCGGCAGGCGCAGGGCAGGGUGAGCCAGGCCUCGGGGCUCAGUGGGCUCAUCUAAGCAGACUCUCAGCCUCCUUCUUGGGGGUCCCACGGUGACCGUUGGGGUCACGCCUGCACUGUCCCAAGAGCAGGAUUUGGUGUCCUGGGUGUCAUGGACACUCCAUAAACAUCCACUCCUUCCUCCUCCAUUAAACUGCCGGUGGAAGUAACCCGGGUCUUGACCCCCUCGCGGAUCACUGUGCUACUUCUCAACAUCGCAGAGUGUGGGCCAUGUCCGGGGAGCAGCCCUCACCGGCGCCACCACCCCCGUCCCUCCGAGAGCUCCCAGAGGAGGGGGUGUUGAGGCAGGGUCCUGGCCAGGUGCCAUCGGCAGGACAGUGAGAGCCCAGGGUCACGCGGGCAGCUGGAGAAGCUCAGGCCAGAAUUAAGGGGCCGACACCCCGCAGCACUGAGUGGGUGCUGGUCCGUAGCCUGCCGCAGUCACCGUCGGAACGCCGGUGUUGCAAGUGGGCUGGCUCCUCUGGGACAAGCUCACACCAGCCUCCCGGCCGGGCUCCCCAGCUACAACACGAGCGGGCACGCGGACAGGCCGCCGAGCCGGGGGGUGCAAGGGAAAGGCUGGGAGCGCCACUGGCCGCCUAGGCCCACCGUGCUGCCCCUGCCCCCCCACCCCUGCCCUGGGUGCCCAGGGUCACAUCACGUGUUCAACGGGAUGGCAGAAGAGCUAAGACCAGGUGACCACAGCACCGCUGUGGUGAGAGCUCUGCUCGACAACAGGUGUUGUCUGACAGUUCCCAGGCCUGGGGUCGGGCCCCGAGAGUGACCAGAGCUGCUCUUCAAAGCCCCGUCCUUUGAAAAACAGAACGCACAAUUCCUGUCCCGUACAAAGUGCACGGUCUGAGCCUUAGGAUGGUACUUCAAACAAAAAUUUAAGCAAGGGAUUCUGGGUGGGAAAGAUCUCUGGAAACCACUGUCUUAAGAAUCCUGAGACUUCAGAACAAACGUGGACACCUCCUACAAGUAAAGAAAUGGUUCUGUCACUCGCUAAACAAAGAAAGCAUUCGUACAAGAGCAGACAAGCUGCACUGUAAUUAACACCUCCCCACCCGGGUUCUCAGCCCCAUGCACCCAUGUGAGCCCUCUUGCCGGGAUUAAGUAAAGGAACAUGAAACGUGCCAGAAAAGCUGCGGAUUUACUCACAUCCUAUAUGUUAUCCGUAGACGGUUUAACGCACUGCAAGAGCAAAAUGCCUCCGUUAGCCAAAGCUGGCCAUCAAAGCUCCUCAGACUUUACAGCAACUUCUAGAAGAAACAGGAUGCAGACCUUCUCCAGGACCGUCAGGAGGGCCGAGUGCAUGGCUGAGCAGAUGGGACAAAACAGACAGCUCGGGGCAGACCAGUCUGGCUAUGGGGGGCCAGGUAAGCAGGCAGUGCCCCCCGGCCUGGACAGCUGGACACCCCCCCACCCCCUCGGCCACGGCCACGGCCUGCCGAAAAGCACACCAGAGAGCUAGGGUUCCUGCCUUCCUUGGUCUUCUAAGGGCUGAGGGUUUCCUGAGGUUGGAUUCCACAUCUCUCGUUCGCUGCAGGGCUUUGGGGCCACACCUGAGCCCCAAGAGGAUUUCACUGUGUUUAACCAAGCCAGGCCUGCAGGUGCCCUGGCGCCCCACGAUCCCGGUCACCAGAAAAUCUGCACCGCCCGAAAGAAUGAGUCGGACACGACUUACAGAGCCUCCUCUUGUCGGCACACACCUGCUCCCAAAGGUAAACAAUCAACCCAGGCCCUGGGCUGACCUUCCUCCGGGUCUCUUCUAAGACAGGCUGGAUCCGGGUGGGCGGGUGUGGGACCCAGUUCACUUUCUGCUGACCCUUAAUUGUUGGGGGCUGGGGUCCCACAGAGGAGGGGGAUGGGCCUGUGUCGGGCCGCCCGGCUGGCAGCAACCUUCCCACAGUUUGCUUCAAAGGUCCACUCAGGUGGGAACAUGCCUGCACUCACGCACUGACUCCUCGGACCACGACCCCCGUGGUCACCUCUGACCCCGCACUCACAGACCCACCCCACCUCCCCAACCACUGUCUGCUCACUUUCGCCCUAGCCUUAUUUCCAGGAGCUUUAGAGGGCCUCCUGGAACAAAGGAAACAUCCCCCACUUUGUGAUUAAAUGCUAAGAUGUCAUUUUGUCACCUCCCACCCCCACACACCCCUACACAAACUACCCAAACCACCUAAGCCUGCACACCCGGCAGUGGGUCCUGCACCACUGGGGUCUGUACCCCUCCCUCCCCCACCCUUAGGAGCAGGGAGGUGACCCCCUCCUGUGUUUCCCCUCAAUGCUUUCCACCAAGGCCACAACAAGGCUGCCCGCCCCGAAGACCCAAAUCCCCGCCAGCCUCCUCCAAGUCUGUUUAGGCACUUUUGACUCCAGCCCCUCCAAACAAGCUCAG